AUGGGCUACAACCUCAGAAUGACCCUUUUGUUCCUCUCCAUGCUUAUCAGCUUCCUUAGCCAAACUCCAACUGAAGUUGCUCCAAUUGUCUACAACCAUAUCUGCACAAACACAACCACUUUAACCGCCAACAGCAACUACCAAUCCAACGUCCUUCGCCUCCUCGCUUACCUCUCCUCCAAAGCCACUAGCAACUUAGAAUUCUACUACGCCUCCGUCGGAAACUCUGUCGACAUGGUUUACGGCCUCUUCCUAUGCCGCGGUGACCUCCCUGCCGCAGACUGCCAAAAUUGUGUCGUCGUGGCAACCAAGGAGAUAGUCGGAUACUGCACCGAGGAGAAAGUGGUCAUGGCUUGGUACUCGGAGUGUAUUUUACGCUACUCUAACUUGUAUAUCUUCUCCACCAUGGCCUCCGAACCUACCUCUUCUAUUUCGAGCACGGAUACAGUUUCAGACCCUAACCGGUUUGACAAGCUAGUGACGGCAACAAUGAAUGGUUUGGCAAGUAGCUUUUCGAAUGUUGCGUUUGGAGCCAAGAAGUUUGGGACAAAAGAAGCAAAUUUCACAGCUUCACGAACACUAUACACCCUUGUGCAGUCCAUGCCGGACCUAUCGGGUUACAAUUGCAAUAGGUGUCUUCAGAUAGCGAAGAAGAAUCUGUCGCGUUGCUGCACAGGAAUGAAAAGUGAGGGUUUGGCAUUAUCCUCCCCGGUAAUCAAAUUCCCGAUUGGUUCACAUAUUAGUGUGAGGGACCCUCAGUACAUUUUAAAGUACCUACUGUUGAUUGCCAUUGAACGAGCAAGAAUUGGUGGCCCAUUCCCUCUUGAAGAUCACCUAUUGCUAGGCAAUAUUGUUCCUACCAAUGAUAUUGAGGAUGGUGAUGAAGUAGAGGUUCUUGUAGAUUGCGGGCCUAAAAUCAUUGUGAAGAAAAUAGGGGUCUAUCUAGUAUAUGAAAGGGUUGUAGAUGGAAAAGAUGAGGAUCAUGCCAUUACUGUCAGUGAUGAUGAGGAUGACAAUAACAAUAUAGAAAACAGAUGCUCCUCUAAGAGAAAAAUGAGAUCUCCAAAUAUGAUUGAUGAUUCAGAAAAUUUGAUGCAAGAGAAAAAGCUCAAAAAGCUUGCUAUAGAGGAAAAUGAGUAUUAUUUUUACUCUUUUGUGAUGAGAUCUCAAAAGUUUCAAUUUGAGUAG
Molecule: messenger RNA, 1188 nt
Organism: Corylus avellana
Lineage: Eukaryota; Viridiplantae; Streptophyta; Magnoliopsida; Fagales; Betulaceae
Source: RefSeq, a predicted model, not a curated record